AUGGCCACAUCAAAAGCAAUCUCGUUGUCGCAGUUUUUUGUGAAGUUCUGCAGUGCAUGGAAAGGCACACGCGGGAAAUUUGGCUUUGAUCAAAAAAACGCGAAAGAUGGCUGCCUCCCUCUACCUAGCAAGCUUGGUCUUGCCGUCAGCGGCGGUGCCGACUCCAUGGCCUUGGCAUAUCUAUGCCGACAGCUAGAAAAAUCGGAACUUGCAGGUCCAAUCUCCGUUACCGCAUUUGUGGUAGACCACUGUGCUCGUCCAGAGAGCCACCAUGAAGCGCAGACUGUGGUCGGCUGGUUGACCAAUAUGGGGAUCAAAACAAAGGUUCUACACCUGGACUGGUCUCCAUUUUCUACAGAUCAAAAUAUUCCACAUCAAGAUAAUACAGGAUUAACGCCACUUCCGUCUGCUUUUGAAACUCAUGCACGACGUCUUCGGUUUCAGGCUCUUGGUGAAGCCUGUCGAGAAUGUGAUAUUGAGGCCUUGCUCAUGGGCCAUCACCGCGAUGAUACGGUCGAAACCACCAUUUGGCGACUCUCUUCCGGAGCUCGAGGCGCCGGCCUUGCAGGUAUUCCCGGCAUAGCUCGAAUUCCAGAAUGUCAUGGCCUUUUUGGAGUUUCAGAGAGCGGGUCAUCGAUGAAGCUUACUCGCAAGAAGAGUUAUUAUCCUCAAGCCCUGGUACGCCUCGAUGAGAAGAAUCAAGGCAGCAUUCAUUUUACUUCAAAUGAAAAUGAAAACCCCCUGGGUUCUAUGUCAUCGUCAGGCUCACAAUCACGUCAAGUCUCCAAAGGAGUCUCCAUCGCAACAGGCGGUGUCCUUCUCUGCCGGCCUCUUCUCGCUUUCCCCAAAGCUAUGUUGUUAGAGACCUGCCACCAGAACAAGGUUCCAUAUGUCUCGGAUCCAACAAACUUCGACCCUACUCUGACUCCCCGAAAUGCAAUACGUAGCAUGCUUGCUUCUAAUUCCUUGCCACAAGCUCUGCGGGCUCCUUCCAUUAUCUCAUUAGUCCAUGCAAGCCGGAGCCAUCUUGAGUCAACCGCACAACUCUCAAAUCAAAUGCUUUCAUCUCGAUUCCGCAUUCUCGACUUGAACCUGGAAACUGGUACAAUGGUCCUGCAGAUCUUGGAGGCUCCUACAGUCCCUGAUCUUUUGCAAGGGCUUUCAACAGAUCACACUCUCUACACCCAAUGCCAUGCGCUCCGCCGCCUUACUGAAAUUAUAUGUGCCUCUCCUGGGACUUCAAUUUCUCUGAAUCGAUUUGAGCCGUUUACAUCUCGCGUGUUCGAACAACAAGAUGAUGGUUCAAAGAUAAGCCAGGGCCAAGCCAGAAAAUCUUUCACUCUUGGGGGCGUCAUGUUCAACCCCCUUUCUACCAUUUCCACAGGGACAUGCCACACCUCUCCAUCGGGUGGAAACAACAUAUGGCUCCUCUCGCGCCAGCCAUUCUGGAAAAAUAAAUCUCCGGCCCUGCGUUUCGAUGUUCCAGUAUCAAACUUCGCGUUACCCAAUUCUUCACCUGCCUCGACAUCUUUUGGGACAUCCACACCAUGGAAGUUAUGGGACGAUCGAUACUGGUUCCGAUUCACCCUAACACUGAUUAAUAAGGACGCUCAAAGAAAACCCGCUGGUCAAACAGCCAACGUACCGUUUGUUAUCCGACCAUUUCAGAAGUCUGAUAUUACGAAGAUUCGCAAUAGCCCGAGAUCCAUGGCGAUACAAGAUGGAGAGCAGAGAGCGAAGAAGACGGCAGUCAUGUUGACCCAAUUACGAAAGUUGCUAUCAUCCGCAGCUCCGGGUUCGACCCGAUAUACGGUGCCGGUCCUCACUGUGGUGGAGGAGUCCGAUGGCUUGAAGCAAUCAGUUUGCCUCCAUGGUGAUCACUUAUUAGCGCUUCCAACCCUUGAUUUUUGCCUUGAUGCUCAAUCGAAACAAACGGGUACCAAUGAGAUGAAGUUUCCUUAUGGAGAAGAAGAAUACAAGGUGGCAUGGGAAUGGAUGUACAAAAUGGUUGACACCGAGGCAUUACGCUUUAUGCGCGCCCCAGUCGAGGCUGGAUCAGCUAUUGUACACAAUAAUAGUCUAGACAAAUAA
This is a messenger RNA of Penicillium macrosclerotiorum, 2091 nucleotides long. Its product is annotated as tRNA lysidine(34) synthetase. Gene Ontology annotation, biological process: tRNA processing. The transcript has 3 exons. Bases 1 to 2091 code for a protein of 696 amino acids. Gene Ontology annotation, molecular function: ligase activity, forming carbon-nitrogen bonds; ATP binding. NCBI's taxonomy places the organism in Eukaryota, Fungi, Ascomycota, Eurotiomycetes, Eurotiales, Aspergillaceae. The record is from RefSeq and is a predicted model, not a curated record.